AUGGCUGGACUUCUUAUUGCAUCACCAAUCUUUGCUUCAUUAGCAAAAAGUUUCAAUCCAUUUAGACUUAUUGGAGUAGGCUUAACUGUUUGGACUAUUGCAGUUCUUGGUUGUGGCAGUUCCUUUGCCUUUUGGUUUAUCGUCUUAUGUCGCAUGUUCGUUGGUGUAGGUGGAGCUUCUUUCAUCAGUCUUGCAGCUCCGUUUAUAGAUGAUAAUGCUCCUCACAAACAGAAAGCUGUGUGGCUUGGUGUGUUUUACAUGUGUAUACCAAGUGGUGUUGCUUUGGGCUAUGUCUAUGGCGGAUACGUUGGAAAGCAUUUUAGUUGGCGCUAUGCGUUUUGGGGAGAAGCUGUAUUAAUGGCUCCAUUUGCUGUUCUUGGUUUCUUGAUGAAACCUUUGCAGUUAAAAGAUGAAAAUGAAACAUGGUUUCCUUCUACUGAUUCGAUAAAGAUGGCUUCAUCAGUUGGUAAAAACAACAAUCAUCUUCAAGCUGGUGGUAAUGAGAUUGAGGUCUCCAUUGAAACUUACAAGUCAAGUUACAAUAACUCAGUUUCGAAAUCAUUUACUCAAUUUGGGAAAGAUAUGAAAGUUCUAUGUAAAGAAAAGGUCUUUGUUGUCAAUGUCUUAGGUUAUGUAUCAUACAACUUUGUUAUUGGAGCAUACUCAUAUUGGGGACCAAAGGCUGGUUAUAACAUUUACAAAAAGGCUCCUGUGAAUUAUGUGUGUUUGCAUUGUGUGAAACCAAGUUUAAGACCAUUAUCAAUGGCUAUCUCUACCGUCGCGAUUCACAUAUUUGGCGAUGUUCCUUCUUCUCCUCUUGUCGGCAUCGUUCAGGAUCAUAUCAACAGGUGGAGAAAAACAGCAUUGAUUCUUACGUCGGUUCUCUUCUUAGCUGCUGCAAUAUGGUUUAUAGGGAUAUUUAUAAACAGUGUAGAUCGGUGCAAUGAAGAAGAAAGUGAAAGUGAGAAGCAGAGGAGGCAAGACCAAUCGAUUGUAACUCCAUAA
Thlaspi arvense is the source of this 1005-nucleotide messenger RNA. The record is from the annotation of a GenBank genome assembly. NCBI's taxonomy places the organism in Eukaryota, Viridiplantae, Streptophyta, Magnoliopsida, Brassicales, Brassicaceae.